CCCUCCAGGUGCACCUGCUCCUCCAAUGCCCCCCGGAAUACCUGGUGGGCCCCCUCCACCUCCUGGAGUACCUGGUGGGCCCCCUCCACCUCCUGGUGGACGAGGUGGCCCCCCACCACCUGGUGCAAGAGGUCUUCGUUCCUUGGGCGCAACCUCACUUACUGUAACACGGAAGUCAUCUCUAAAACCACUGCACUGGGUCAAAGUAACAAGAGCAAUGCAAGGAAGUGUAUGGGCAGAAAUUCAAAAGCAAGCAGAUGCUGAUAGCAAUUCCGAGUUCGAUGUGAAUGAACUGGCGUCUCUUUUCACUAUCGCUCCAAAGACAAAAGGCGGCUCGAAAUCAGAAGGGGCUGGAAAAUCUCUUGGUUCGAAAACCGAUAAAAUUCACCUGAUUGAUAUACGACGGGCAAAUAACACAGAGAUCAUGUUGACAAAAAUUAAAAUGCCACUCUCCGAGAUGAUGAGUGCUGCUCUGGCCUUGGACGAUUCAGUUUUAGAUGCUGAUCAGGUUGAAAAUCUCAUAAAGUUUUGCCCAACAAAAGAGGAAAUGGAGCUUCUAAAGAACUUCACAGGAGACAAGGAAACUCUUGGAAAGUGUGAACAGUUCUUUCUAGAAUUGAUGAAGGUGCCAAGGGUUGAAUCUAAGUUUAGGAUAUUUGCUUUCAAGAUUCAGUUUCAGACACAGAUUAGGGAUGUUAGAAAGAAUUUGCUGACCGUGGCAUCGGCUUGUGAGGAGCUCAGAGGCUCUGAGAAGCUGAAGGUGAUCAUGAAGAACAUUCUGUUAAUUGGGAACACAUUAAAUGAAGGGACACCAAGAGGCCAGGCUGUUGGUUUCCGCUUGGACAGUAUCCUAAAACUUGUAGAGACCCGUGCAACCAGCAGUAGAACAACACUAAUGCACUUUCUUUGCAAGUCCCUUGCAGGAAAGUCACCAGAACUACUGGAUUUUCAUGAGGAUCUAGUUAGCUUGGAAGCUGCUUCGAAGUUGCAAUUGAAAGCAUUGGCGGACGAACAGCAGGCAGUUGUAAAAGGGCUAGAGAAAGUUGAACAGGAACUAACUGCUUCAGAAAGUGAUGGGCCAGUUUCUGAUGUUUUUCGAAAGACUUUAAAGGAGUUCCUUGAUGAUUCUGGUGCUGAUGUACGUGCCCUAUCAGCACUCUACGCUGAUGUAGGUAGAAGUGCAGAUGCACUUUCCCUUUAUUUUGGAGAAGACCCUGCAAAAUACCCUUUUGAGCAAGUUGCUUCCACCCUUCUGACCUUUGUGGGGUUAUUUCGGAAGGCGCACGAGGAGAAUCUCAAGCAGAUCGAGGCUGAGAGGAAGAAAGCGCUGAAAGAAGCGGAAAAGGAGGCAAGCCAGGACAGAACUCCUGUAAAAUCGAAAGAUGGAAAUGUAGGAUCACCAAGGUCGCCCUUCAAAUGAUAUCUGUCCCGAAACUUGGGUACGGUCAUCAGUUUUUCCUCAGCAGACGACCUCUGCCAGCCAUGCAGAUCUUCAGGAGGCUCGACUGUCGCCAGAUGCAUGACUUCCUUGGGGACAUCUCAUGCCUACAAGACAAGAUACUUCCGGUUGGACAUCCACGUUUGAUAGCCCAUUACACUGUACAAAGCUAACCCAGCACCUAACGUAGGUCCAUGUGUACAGAUUUCUUAUUAUUAGAUUUUCCCCCAUUUGUUUUACACUAGCAGUAGCAGCAGGAGUAGGCCAGUGGUUGUAAGCUAGGAAAAUGAAAGGAAUGUAAGCAAUGAUUAGUAGUUUAGAAGAAAUAGAAAAGGAUUAGUGUUGUUACCACAGGAAAUUUUCCAACCAACAGAUUAGGCGGUUUUGAAACGAUAGAUAGGUUGACACACAACACUGUAGCUCA
Molecule: messenger RNA, 1862 nt
Organism: Triticum dicoccoides
Lineage: Eukaryota; Viridiplantae; Streptophyta; Magnoliopsida; Poales; Poaceae
Product: formin-like protein 12
Exons: 15
Coding region: 26-1420 (464 amino acids)
Source: RefSeq, a predicted model, not a curated record